Molecule: messenger RNA, 342 nt
Organism: Sorex fumeus (smoky shrew)
Lineage: Eukaryota; Metazoa; Chordata; Mammalia; Eulipotyphla; Soricidae
Product: 60S ribosomal protein L35a-like
Exons: 1
Biological process (GO): translation
Cellular component (GO): ribosome
Molecular function (GO): structural constituent of ribosome
Source: RefSeq, a predicted model, not a curated record
AUGCCUGGAAGACUGAGAUCCAAAGACAUUUUUGCUGAUCAUAAAAGAGGAGUCCAGAAUCAGAGGGAACACCUGUCACUUUUCAUAAGAGAUUUUAUUAAAGUCUGUGUUUAUGUGAAAUAAGAGAUUUAUUCUUGAAAUGAAGCAAAAUUCUCUCUAGGCAAAAGAUGUGCUUAUAUGUACAAAGCAAAGCAUGACACAAUGACUCCUGGUGGCAAACAGAGCAAAACCAGAGUACCUGAUGAAAGGCCCCACGUGCCCAUUGAAACAAAUGCCAAAUUCUCAAGCACCCUUUCUGCUAAAGCAGCUGAACACAGAAUUUAUAUGAUGCUAAACCUCUAA